AACCUGCUGUGGUGGAGGAUCAGUGAUUCAUCUGCAGCUGCUGAUAAUCUGAAAUUGGGGUUUUGAAAGUUCAAAUGUUGACUGAAGGAGUUGUUUGAGCAGCAUCUCCUCCCUCGGUCCUGUCGUAUAAAGCAUCCAUCGCACACCCAGACACCCGCUCUGCUCUGAACCUGCUGCAGACAUGCCUGCAGUUGGGCUGCAGAUACUCGCCGUGACGCUGGCUGCCAUGGGAUGGAUCUUCUCCAUCUUCACUUGUUUCUUACCCAUGUGGAGAGUGUCGGCCUUCACCGGGGGGAACUUUGUGACGACGGAUGUCACUUGGGAGGGCAUCUGGAUGACCUGCAUCCUCCGGAGCACAGAUGUUCUGCAUUGUGAGAUGCAUGACACCAUUUUGGGUCUGGACGCAGAGCUUCAGGCUGCUCGUGCUCUCGCCAUCAUCUCCAUCGUGAUGGGAACUCUGGGGCUGCUGGUUGCCACUUUGGGGGCAAAGUACACGGUUUGCAUAGAGGAGGAGCGGGCUAAGGCUCGGGUGAUGAUGGCUGCUGGGCUGGCUUUUAUCCUGGCCGCUCUCUCCCUGAUGAUCCCCGUGUCGCAGACAGCUCACCUCAUCAUCGCACAGUUCAAAGAUCCGACCGUGCCUCAAGGACAGAAGAGGGAUUUGGGAGAAGCUCUGUACCUGGGAUGGAGCGCCGCUGCUUUUCUCCUCAUGGGUGGAUGCAUCCUCUGCUCCAGCUGUCCACAAAAAGCUGGGAGAAGGCACAAGCCGUCGUCGAAGGCGGCGCACUCCCAGGCCAAGACGACUGGUUCAGGUGUCCUUGAAAAGCAAGAUUACGUCUGAAGGUCUGUCUGCUCUCUGUCCCGGGUCAAAGGUCGAAGAGACCUGAAGAUGUUUCUCAGAUUGUCCUCUGGGAUGCUGAAAACCCACAGCUCCUUCAUCCAUUUACCUGGAUGACUGUUUCAGGCCACAGGUGGGCGUUCGUCCUGUUGCGCCUGAUUAAAACAAACAUUUAAUCUGUCAUCUUAUUUUGAAAAGUAUCAGCUUCCUCCUAAUAAUGUUUGAUGUUUUUUGUGUGUUCAGACUUUAAAAAGCUGCAUUUUCACAAAUUUUAUGGAUUUUUAAAAAUUGUUUCUAUCAAAAUAAAUGACAAUAAAAACCAAGUA
This is a messenger RNA of Nothobranchius furzeri (turquoise killifish), 1161 nucleotides long. RefSeq names its product claudin-4. Gene Ontology annotation, molecular function: structural molecule activity. The record is from RefSeq and is a predicted model, not a curated record. Gene Ontology annotation, biological process: bicellular tight junction assembly; cell adhesion. NCBI's taxonomy places the organism in Eukaryota, Metazoa, Chordata, Actinopteri, Cyprinodontiformes, Nothobranchiidae. Gene Ontology annotation, cellular component: bicellular tight junction; plasma membrane.